CGCUCCCUCCUCGGCACGGGGCGGCGAUCAGUGUGUGGGGCGCUGGCUAGUUGGCCCACGCCCGGCGACUCCGAACUCGUUUGAAAAUAACAGGCGAGCCAUGGACUAAGCGACCCGACGAAAACAAGACUUGCCUCGAGGAAAGUCAACGAAAUAUAUCGAUCGACACUAUUGACAUUUAAAAAAACAGAAUGGAAGGCCGAGAGUUAAGGCGAAGCUACACCGAAAUGGAGUUUCCUGUGAGACAUCGUCAGAGUCAACACGGGAAAAAUCCUGCUUCAAAGCGAAUUUCCAUCAACUCCAAACGGGCUCCAGCGAUAGAACUCUACAAACCUCCCAACCAAAGGAGCUCAGCUCAGUCCGGGAUUUCUUCUUCGACCAAACUGAACGUACACGCUAAAGAAUUCAGCCCAUUGCAAAGCUCAAAGAGUACUGGAACAGUGAACCAUUUAGAAGGAAAGCAUAAACACAUGUCGGUAGAAAAAGUUCAGUUUACGACUUCUCGCAACCAUAAGGGAUCGGAUCUACAUGAGAUGACAGCAAAAAAUUUACAAAAAUCAAAAAGCACUAGUAAUGCUCAUCAGGCCAUGGGAGCCAUCCCAGCGCAAGUUGAACUUUUUGAAGAUAAAAAUGAAAAGAUGCUGAUUAUGAAAGCUUUAGCAGAUUUUAAAACAAUAGGCUGUCUUGAACAAAUUGACACAUUACCAAAAAUGAUCAUUGGGAAAGCAUUGCGAGUAAGGUCACAUGCCCAAUCUUGGGCCUCGUUGUGCAUUUCUCUUAUAGAGCGAGAUCCUUCAGGUGCGUUUUUAGAAGGACUCUUAAACUGUUGCCGAUAUACCCUCCAGACCAAGUGUAUGGUUGAUUGUACACCACGGUAUCACGCUUUUAUGGCAUUUCUCAACGAACUGUAUUCACUGAUAAAACCUAAAGUGAUUAAUGAGAAGGAGGGUUUAUCCUUGGAAUCUCCAUCGCACAUUGUCCUUCAUAUGAUCGUCCAAGUAUGCCAGAACAUUCUUCAGCAGAAAAAGAUGCAAUCAGCUGAAAUCGAGUGUCUUUUUUUUACUGUGACGACCAUAGGACGAGAUCUUGAAAUGGAGGACUCCAAACUGCUAGAUGGACUGAUGAAUAGCGUGAGGGAUGCUUUCCUCAGUCAAAGUACGACCGAAUCCAUCCGUAAAACCUUGCUACAACUUAUUGAACUACGCGCUAGCAAAUGGAGCCUUCCUUUAGGAGCAUUUGUCUUCUAUUCAAACAAUUUAUCUUAGUUGUAAAUAUAUUUAUUUUUCAUCCAAUUGUCUAGUCAAAGGGUAACAAGUUAAUAUAUUUUCUAAGUUAAUAAAAAAAUUACCACUAUUA
Molecule: messenger RNA, 1356 nt
Organism: Cimex lectularius (bed bug)
Lineage: Eukaryota; Metazoa; Arthropoda; Insecta; Hemiptera; Cimicidae
Product: MIF4G domain-containing protein A
Exons: 11
Coding region: 192-1265 (357 amino acids)
Biological process (GO): regulation of translational initiation
Cellular component (GO): cytosol
Molecular function (GO): translation activator activity; protein binding; RNA binding
Source: RefSeq, a predicted model, not a curated record